UAAUAGUAAAAUGAAAAUUAUAAAAUGAAUUUAAAAUUACAAAUAAUGAAUUUCAAAAACUGCCUUUGUUUCAAAUACCCCUAAACAUUCAGUGUUGUAUCUUAAGAAGCCAGAAAAGCGAAAAGGUAAAAAGAAGAAAAAGGAUUUCAUUUUUUUUAGAGCGAAAUAAAAUUUCGUUUUUCGUUCCGAAAAGUCCCAGUUUUUAUUUAUACCUACUUGUCAGUGACAAUGUCAGCGAUGGAUAUUAACUCUGAUACAUGAAAGCCAUCGUAAAAUUUUGUCGUUAUUCAUGCUUCUAAUGUUUUCUGGAUACUUUAAAUAUCUAAAUUUAUGGGCAAUCUAUUAAACUGGUUGCCUGCGGACACAGGUUACGUUUAUUUUAUUGAAGUUGUCCCUCAACAAGAGACUUGAAAUGAGAUGGCGACCUUGGAGAUGGAAGCGAAAGCUGCUAUAUCAACACGUUCUCACACACCAAGUUUCUGGACAGUUUUGUGCUGGGGUAUAGGAUUGGUAAUAUCAAUUUUCACUUGCCCAGUCUUUCCUGCUCAUCACUAUAGACAAUGUAGAGGUAGGAAAGUACUUAAUGCUUCUUAUGGUAUUAUCACUGAUGGGCCUGGUAAUUACCCCAUGGAAACACACUGCGAAUGGCUUAUAGAUGCUGGAAGCAAAAGCAAAACUAUUACUUUGGUAUUUCAUAAACUGAUAACUGAGUGUUCGUAUGACAUUCUGUUUAUUUAUGAUGGCAACUCCUAUAACAGUACCCUACUUGGAAGUUUCAGUGGUGAUAUUAUCCCAGAACCAGUCACUGCUUUCUCUGGAUAUAUGUUGAUACAUUUGUACAGUGAUAACAACCAUGCCUUAGAGGGAUUCAAUGCAACAUACACUAUAACAGAUUGUCCAUAUAAUUGCAGUAAGCAAGGAGACUGCCGAAAUCAUACAUGUGUUUGUCAUUUCUGGUUUACAGGAAAAGGCUGUGAGAAGCGCUCAUGUAGUACUGAUUUAUGUCAUGGUCAUGGAAAAUGUGAUACCAACAAAGAACGUUGUAUCUGUGAUGAUGGUUAUGUUGGUGCAAACUGUGAUCUGUUGCUAAAGAAUGACAGUGGGCAAGGGCAGUGGUAUAUUUUGUCAAAGUCAAGUAAUAUUUUCACACCUAGGACUGGCCAUAUUGGUAUUUUUGUACCAAAGUCAAAUAGUUUAUGGAUAUUUGGUGGUUUUACAUUAAAUAAGAUAGUUAAUGAUUUAUUAUAUUACAGCUUUAACACCAAUCAGUGGGAAAAUGUCUCAAAAACCUCUCCAUGGCCUGUACCUCGUUAUGGACAUGCUGGUGCUGAAUUUGAAGAUUGUUUAUAUAUUUAUGGUGGAAUCAUAGCAACUAGAGUAUACUCUGAUGAACUCUGGGUGUUCAACACUACUUUAGGUCAUUGGUAUCUUAUAUCUGAAAAAAAUCGCCAUACUCCACCUAGUUUGACAAGUCAUACCUUAACAAGAGUGAAUAACUGGUUGUAUUUGUUUGGAGGACUUCUUAUGAAUGGAUCAUUUUCUUCAGAUAUGUAUCGGGUAAAUUUAACCUCGGGAGUUUGGGAACAUGUUAAAAUCAGAGGUGGAAGAACAUUUAUGAGACGUCUUGCUGGCCAUACUACUGUCUUUCACCAAGAAUCAAACUCUCUUUUAGUUUUUGGAGGUUUCUGGAUGGAAAGUGCUUCUGCUAGUCAACGUACAAAUAGCCUUCAUGCUUUUCAUUUAAAGGAAAGAUACUGGUCAAAAAUGGCUCAUCCUUACACCCAAAGCAAACAUCGGCCUAGAGUAAUUGCACAUCACUCUGCUGUGUUAAUGGGUAACUAUCUUGUAAUCUUUGGAGGAAACUCACAUGUACAUAAUGAUUGGAAGAUCUGCUAUGAUGGUGAAUUAUAUUUAUACAAUAUUGGAUGCCAUACUUGGGUUAGUCAUGGAGCUCUUGAAGAACGAAUAAUGUCAAAAAUGGAGGAAUUUAGGACAUCUAACAUGCCAAAGGUAGGACGCUUUGGUCAUUCAGCAGCAGUUGCAUAUGGCAAUAUCUUAUUAAUAGCAGGAGGAUAUGCGGGCCGUGUUCUUGGUGAUCUGGUUGCUUACAAAGUACCCUCAUUAAUAGCUAGUUCACAUCCUGAAAUAGAAAUUGACUACUGUGAAGGAGUUGACAUUGAGAGUAUGUGCUUGAAAAAUCCAGAAUGUUUGAUGUGUGAAUUGAAAAAUACCUCAGAUUUAGGUUGUGUUCACUACAAUAAUCGUAAGAAGCUUUGUGUGGAUAAUGAUCCAAGCCAUCAUUGUGGUAGUGUGUGUGAUUUGCUGCAGUCCUGUGGAGAUUGCCUUAUUCAGGGGCAGGGACCAAUUCUGUUUAAUACCUCUUUACGAAAUGUUGUCCAUAAUGAAAAGUGCUUAUGGUGUGUCAAAGAAGACAAAUGUCAAAAGAGAAGUGGCAAGUAUUUAAAACUUCUAAUAUAUAUGUGUUUACAAACGGAUGAUUUUUAACCUUUACAGGAAAUU
Octopus bimaculoides (California two-spot octopus) is the source of this 2520-nucleotide messenger RNA. RefSeq names its product multiple epidermal growth factor-like domains protein 8. Gene Ontology annotation, molecular function: calcium ion binding; protein binding. Lineage: Eukaryota; Metazoa; Mollusca; Cephalopoda; Octopoda; Octopodidae. The record is from RefSeq and is a predicted model, not a curated record.